AUGUUUUCACAUUAACAGCUACCUUUUACCUUUUUUUUUCAAUAGAGUUUGGCAAUUCCAUGGUUGAAAUCAUCCAAAUGAAGCUCAUGAGGCCAGCAGUUAUAGGGCGAAUUUGAAGCAAAGUUUCAUAUGAGGAGAAAACAGCGGGAAAAAACAUCAGGAUCACGUAGAGCAGAGGAAUCAAGGUGAAGGAAGCGAGGUAAGAGAAAUGUGACGCGGCCCGUGACACAGCUCAGAGUGUGGGGUCCUGUGCGCGUUCGUGGAGCUACGUGGGUGAUUUCCGCACAUGGAUCCGAUUCUCCGUGCAGCUCCGGAGCCGUGACAAAGGUCUGCGGAUGACAGCUCCUGCACGCCUAGGUCAGAAUGCAUUGUCCAGGCUGAAGAGACCAUGAGGGAGUGGUGGCUUCACGUGGGGCUCCUCUGUCUCCCCCUGGUGGCCGUUUACCUGCACAUCCCCCCUCCUCAGCUCUCCCCUGCCCUCAACAAGUGGCACACGGCGGGGGGGCACUUCCACUUCAGAGGACACAAGGUUUUCUACAGAGAUUCCUUUGGAGCUUUGGGGAGUUCAGACGUCGUCAUUCUGCUGCACGGCUUCCCCACGUCAAGCUACGACUGGAUCAAGAUCUGGGAGCCCCUGACUCAGCGUUUCCACCGGGUCGUCGCUCUGGACUUUCUGGGCUUUGGCUUCAGUGACAAACCACGUCCUCACAAAUACUCCAUCUUCGAGCAGGCCAGUCUGGUGGAGGCUCUGGUCUCACAUUUGGGUCUGAACCAGCACAAAGUGAACCUGGUCUCCCACGACUACGGAGACACGGUGGCUCUGGAGCUGCUCUACAGGAGUGACCAGAAUCGAAGUGGACAUCUCCAUUUAAACAGUCUGUGUCUGUCCAAUGGAGGACUAUUCCCAGAGACACAUCACCCAAGACUAUUACAAAUUCUUCUCAAAGAUUAUAGUUUACUCUCUACAAUCCUGACAAGACUAACAAACUACAUGGUCUUCCAGAAAGGUGUUGGAGAAGUGUUUGGCCCGUACACACAGCCCACAGACGCAGAGUUCUGGGACAUGUGGACCGGUCUACGCUUCAAUGAUGGAAACUUAGUAUUAGACAGUCUUCUCCAGUACAUCAACCAGAGACUAAAGCACAGGGAGAGAUGGGUGGGCGCGCUUUCUUCCACCUUGGUCCCACUGCACAUAAUCUACGGACCCCUGGACCCGGUCAACCCUCACCCACACUUCAUACGACUUUACCAGAAGUUGGUCCCGAGAUCCACCAUCACAGUGUUGGACGAACACAUCAGUCAUUACCCUCAGCUGGAAGACCCCCAGGGUUUCCUCAACGCCUAUUUUAAUUUCAUUCACUCGUUCUGAAUCGUCCUCUCUCUUUAAAAGUCAAAAUGUGACUCAGAUAAUUCAGAUAAUUUCUAAAGAUUGUGGCAUGAACCAGACUCUCCAAAUGCACUGAUGGUUUGAAGACCUGGACUUGUGAUUGUAAUGAGAAAAUGCUGCAAAUUCUGAACAAAAAGAUGAUUUUCAAAAGGGGCUGUAUUAUGCUUUUUGCUUUUACUCAAUGGCUUUAAAGAUACACUGUGUAAAUUUUCUGGAGAAAGGUUCGCCACCUGCUUGUUUCCAUGGAGAUGUAAUUGCUUUGCCUGAAAUGCCCCACAGUAUGGCAUUAAACUUAUCGAGCUUGCGUUAAAAUUGCUAAAAAAAAAUACCUUGAAAAACUAAGUCCCCUAGUGUUGCUUCUACACCAACUUGGCAUGAUGUUCACCUGCUUGUCUCCAUGGAUAUGUUUUAAUGCCAUACUGAGGAACAUCAUAGGCAAAGCAGUAACACUGAGGUACAUGGAACAUCUUUAAUGCUUGACUAGUCUUUUUUUUUUUUUUUUUUUUUGGGGAGUGCAGCCUUAAUCCAUUGCAAUCUUUCAAGACAGCUCUAUAUCAAUUCCCCAAAAGUUUUCUUUGUUUGAACUUUCUCCCUGAACAGAAAUGAAACUGUUCACCUACAAAAAUUAUUCUGAAACUGUGUGGGACUUGCCUUUGUAAUAAAAAAGCGUGUUCACAGUUCAGAAAGAAUUGCCUGAAAAGUUAAUGUUGCAUAAUACAGCCCCUUCAAUUCUUCACUAAUGUUUGUUUUCUACAAAUGACGAAAUUCCCGUUUCCAUAAAUACAUGAAUGAAAUUUGACAUGAUUUUUACAUGUAUGAACUGAAAU
Molecule: messenger RNA, 2214 nt
Organism: Boleophthalmus pectinirostris (great blue-spotted mudskipper)
Lineage: Eukaryota; Metazoa; Chordata; Actinopteri; Gobiiformes; Gobiidae
Gene: mest
Product: mesoderm specific transcript
Exons: 13
Coding region: 389-1369 (326 amino acids)
Molecular function (GO): catalytic activity
Source: RefSeq, a predicted model, not a curated record